Messenger RNA from Saccostrea echinata, 1762 nucleotides. Its product is annotated as protein AMN1 homolog. The transcript has 7 exons. Gene Ontology annotation, biological process: SCF-dependent proteasomal ubiquitin-dependent protein catabolic process. Gene Ontology annotation, molecular function: protein binding. Bases 60 to 869 code for a protein of 269 amino acids. Gene Ontology annotation, cellular component: SCF ubiquitin ligase complex. NCBI's taxonomy places the organism in Eukaryota, Metazoa, Mollusca, Bivalvia, Ostreida, Ostreidae. The record is from RefSeq and is a predicted model, not a curated record.
UUUUCUCCUCUAAAAACUAAAGAGUUCCAACAAGCUGAUUGGUUGUCAGUUCUAACAAUAUGGAGUCUCUCGCCACUGUUCACGUUCUUGGGUACGGAAAGGUUGCCCCACUGCUGGACGUAACUGUGCAAUGUGUAGUGAAAAAUCUCUCAUCCAUGUGUAUUGAAAGCAUCACCCUGCUACCAGGCAACCUAAAAGACAAAUGUCUCUACCUCAUGUCAAAGAGGGGCUGUAUCACAGACACAAAUCUUCCAAAAGUGAUACAUGAAAAUCUGAAGGUUUUAGACCUUAGUGAAUCAGACGUAUCAGAUGAAGGACUAAAUCACCUCUGUAAAUGUCCCCAGCUUCUAAAAAUAGAUCUCAACUCAGCAAAACAAUCUCGUACCAACAUCUCAUCUCAAGGAAUUAUCCAGCUAGCACAAAAUUGUCAUAAUCUACAGACCGUCUACCUGCGAAGGUGUCUUAACCUGACAGACGAGGCUGUGAUUGCCCUGUCCACAAACUGUCCACAGCUUCGUUACCUGAAUGUGGGUGGGUGUUCACUUUUGACGGACAGGUGUCUAGAGGCUUUAGGGGAAAACUCACGAUUUCUCAGGUGUCUCAAUGUUUCCAACACCAAGAUUACAGAUGCAGGGAUCAUGAAUAUAGCAACAGGUGCCUGUAACCAGUGUCUGAAGGAAGUCCACAUUAAUGGUUGUAAGGCAUUAACAGAUGAGUCAGUGGAAGCAAUUCUUCAAUUCUGUCCACAAAUCAACAUAUUCCUUUUCCACGGAUGUCCCAAAAUCACAGAGAUGGCAAGGGAGGCUUUAGAGAAUGUCACAUUGGAACGAGCCUCACCCAUGAAGCAAGUGACCUGGACUAUUUAUUGAUUAUAAAUACCAAAGCCACAUCUUAAUCACAUAUCCAUUGAACUUUGAUCGAUGACCUGAACCCUCUACUAAGAAGGCAACUCAACCAGAUCAAGUGCUGUGUCAUUCAGAUGUUGAAAAAAAAUCUACAUACUAUGCAAUCACAAGAGGUGGUGCAAGUAUUUUGCUAUAUUUAUUUAAAGUUAUCGUUUUUCUACACAUUUUUUGUUUUCAUUCUUCCAUUUUACAUUAAAAAAAUGUGUAAUGAUCACAUACCUUACAGGUUAGGGCUGUGUCAAUAUAUCGAUUAAUCAAUACGUAUCGAAUAUUCAGGAAUGUAUCGUAUAGAAAAAUAACUUCCAAUACGUAUCGGUCAGGCAGUUUUUCUUAUAAUUCUGUGAAAAAGUUGGGAAUUUCAGUCACCAAAGGUUAUUUUUAACUGUUUUGAAUUCAAAAUGAUCAAUAGUGAAAUAAACAUUAAGGAGAUAGCACAUCUUAAAUAACUAUUACAAAAUACAUAGACAACUAUAUUUUAACAUGUUAGUUUUACAAUCAUUAAAAGUUUGAAUUUGAAGUGUACUUUGUAAAGACAGUGAUCGAGACAUGAACUUCCAAUUUGGUAAUAAAACACCCAGUUUUUAUCAAAUCUAUGGAUUAAAUGAUAUACAAGUCUUUUUUGAUAGACUUGUUAAAGAAUCCAAUUACCGCAUAUCGCUUUAUAAAAUAUCGUAUCGUAUCGAAAUAUUUUGCUCAAUACACAGCCCUAUUACAGGUAAAUUUCAUAGGUUCAAAAUCAGCAGUGACUGUAUAGAUCUAAUAGAUUUCUAAAGAAUAUUAUUACAAAUGUGAAUGCUUGUAUGAAUUUGAAAUAUCUGUUUUCUGUUAGUUGAAAUAAAAUUGUAAACAUUGUUAAA